Messenger RNA from Nematolebias whitei (Rio pearlfish), 524 nucleotides. RefSeq names its product reactive oxygen species modulator 1 (gene romo1). Gene Ontology annotation, biological process: protein insertion into mitochondrial inner membrane; protein import into mitochondrial matrix. The record is from RefSeq and is a predicted model, not a curated record. The transcript has 3 exons. Lineage: Eukaryota; Metazoa; Chordata; Actinopteri; Cyprinodontiformes; Rivulidae. Gene Ontology annotation, cellular component: TIM23 mitochondrial import inner membrane translocase complex. The coding region runs from base 130 to 369 and encodes 79 amino acids.
UCUCCACUUCCUGUUUCCGGUUGUAGAGCUCUGCUGAAAAGACGUUUCAACGCCGCUGCGCUCAAAACGUACAAGAAGAUCUAAUUCAGCAGGCGGAACACCGAAUCCGUUAUAGUCUAAUAACUCAAGAUGCCUGUAGCAGUUGGUCCGUACGGCCAGACGCAGCCGAGCUGCUUUGACCGGGUCAAGAUGGGCUUCAUGAUGGGCUUUGCCGUAGGAAUGGCAGCCGGCGCCAUGUUUGGCACGUUCUCCUGCCUCAGGGUCGGCAUGCGGGGCAGGGAGCUGAUGGGAGGAGUCGGGAAGACCAUGAUGCAGAGUGGAGGAACGUUUGGGACCUUCAUGGCCAUCGGCAUGGGCAUCCGCUGCUGAGGAGCCGCCUCCACCACCCUCCUACAGUUCCUCCUACAGUUCCUCCUACAGUUCCUCCUACAGUUCUACAGCCGUGGGACUUUGUAAACACCCGCCUGUGUCCGGUCAUGUGCCCACCUUCCACUUUAGUUUUGUCAAUAAAAUGUCAGACUUUG